AUGCAAUUCAAAUUUUUAUCAACAAUUGUUAGUUUAUUAGCAACAUCUUAUGCUAUUGGUGAUAUUGCAUUCAAUUUAGGUGUUAAAGAUAAUGAAGGUAAUUGUAAAACAGUUGAAGAAUUUGAAAAAGAUUUAGAAGUUUUAAAACAAACUACUUCAAUUAUCAAAACUUAUGCUGUCUCUGAUUGUAAUACUUUACAAAAUUUAGGUCCUGCAGCAGAAGCUGAAAAUUUUAAAAUUAUGUUAGGUAUUUGGCCAACUGAUGAUUCACAUUUUGAAGCAGAAAAACAAGCUUUACAAAAUUAUUUACCAAAGAUUUCAACUUCAACUAUUAAAUACUUUUUAGUUGGUUCUGAAGCUUUAUAUAGAGAUGAUUUAACCGCUCAACAAUUAUCAGAUAAAAUUAAUGAAAUUAAAGAUUUAGUUAAAAAUAUUCAAGAUAAAGAUGGUAAUCCAUAUUCAACUGUUCCAGUUGGUACCGUUGAUUCAUGGAAUGUUUUAGUUGAUGGUGGUUCAAAACCUGCUAUUCAAACUGCUGAUAUUGUUUUAGCAAAUGCUUUUUCAUAUUGGCAAGGUCAAACUCAGCAAAAUGCUUCAUAUUCUUUUUUUGAUGAUAUUAUGCAAGCUUUACAAACCAUUCAAACCGUUAAAGGUUCAACUGAUAUUGAUUUUUGGGUUGGUGAAACAGGUUGGCCAUCAGAUGGUUCAAAUUUUGAAAAUGCUUAUCCAUCAGUCGACAAUGCAAAAGAUUUUUGGCAAAAAGCUAUUUGUGCAAUGAGAGCUUGGGGUAUUAAUGUUGCUGUUUUUGAAGCUAUUGAUGAAGCUUGGAAACCAGAUACUUCAGGUAUUAAUGAUGUUGAAAAACAUUGGGGGGUUUGGGAUGCAAAUUAUAAUUUGAAAUACCCAAUCAAUUGUGAUUUUGAUUAA
This is a messenger RNA of Insectozyma verbasci, 927 nucleotides long. Lineage: Eukaryota; Fungi; Ascomycota; Pichiomycetes; Serinales; Debaryomycetaceae. The record is from the annotation of a GenBank genome assembly.